AUGACGCUUGCACACUAUGGAAAACGCCGCAGAGGCACUGCUGGAAACACUGGACGACAACGAAGGGUCCCCGAAAAGCCCUAUUGGGAAGAAAUCAAGGAAGAUGGGGAUCCACAAGAGAAAGAGACAGUCGGAGGGAGAUCUGACUCUGUCUCGACUGCCAGUCCCAGCAAGACAUCACCCAAGAAAAGAGCUCAAAUUCUAGAAACAAAAAGUCCUAGCGCUGCUGCAUUAAGCAGACGAUCUAGACGUCGCAAAAGGCCGCGGGCAGAGGAAGAGUCUGUUUCAGAGCCAGAAAAGGAGUCAUCGGCUGUACUCGACAAUGUUGGCAUGAACUUCAAUAAUACCUCAAACUCGAGUCCUUCCAAGGCCACGUCUCCGUUGAACGAAGCAGUCCAAAAGUCUCCAAAGAAGACCAGAAUGGAUUCGCAAGACGACAAGAACCAAGAGAACAAGGAGGAGUCACCAGAAGAAAUGCAGAAGGAAUCGCAAAGUGCGAAACCGAAACAACCCGAAAAACAAGUGCCCGAAGAAUCAUCGAGCAGUCAAGACGAUGGAAAGCACACUUCGCAGUCCUCCCACGAAUCUACUGAUCCGAUUAUUUUCCAACAAGUCCUCGGCCAAAUUCCGAGAUUGGAGAGCAUGCUGUCAGGUAUUCAUGCUGCUUUGAAGCUGCAGGCGUCGUCAGCUUCUUCUUCUUCGCAACCUUCUUGUUUUAAAGACGCUUCCAAGAAGCAAAGUCCUGACAGUGUCGGGGCGGCAUUGGAAAUGAGUAGCGCCCCCAAACAAGCUCGCCAAGAAGAGUCCAUCCGAAGAUUGGAAGCUCUUUGUGAAAAGCAAAGCAAGGCAUUUGAUGAAUUGGUAAAAAAGACGGAGAUUAUGCAAUCCAACCACCAACAGGAACGAAAAGCCUUUUCCAAAGAGGUGAAAAGCCUGAGAGCGGUGGCCAAGGCCUUGGAAGAUCAGCAAUGGAACAAUGCUGUCCUUGACGAGAAGCUCACAAAGAUAGAGGCACAACUAUCCGAGAGACAGGAAGAACAGCAGAAUUUUUCCAAUCAACUCUUGGAAAUGGCCAGCAAUAGCAAGAAGCAGGACAUUUUCCUGCUCGAACGCAACGUCAAGAUUCAAGAAUUGAUGGAGGCGUCCAAUACAGAAAAGACAAAAUACGAAGGCAAAAUUGAGGAGAUUAUGGCGGACCUCAUCAAGUCGGAAGCAAGAGUGCAAGAGUUGGAAACCGAGAAUCAACAGUUCAAGAGUAUACUGGAUUCAUUUCAAGCAUCAAUCUCUUCGGAUAGAGCCGAUUCUUCCAAAGACUACUCAUUAUCGUCUCCACAACAAGAACAAGAACAAGAACAGCAACAGCAGCACAAAAAAUCCAAGAACCACCCAUCCCAAUCUUCUGGUGCUGCGCCUGCCAAAUCUUCAGCCGGUCCUCUUGCCAAACGCGAGACACGAAAUACCAAACCGACUCCCACCGUCCGCUUGAAUUUGGACCACGCCAAUAUCAUUGAAUUACCAGCGAGCCCCUUUAGCGACGUCGUUCAACAACAGCAACAGCAGCAACAGCAACAGCAACAGCAACAGCAACAGCAGCAACAGCACCAGCAGCAACAGCAACAGCACCAGCAGCAGCAGCAGCAGCAACAGCAACAACAAUCCAAACAAGGAGCCUCUCCCUCAGCAUCCAGAACCUCUCCAUCCCGAACAAGAUUAUCUCCAUCUCCCUCCAGAACCAGAUCCUCACCAUCCCGAGGAGCCAGAUCCUCACCAUCCAAGGGUGGCAGUAGUAGAUCCAAAAAGACGGCCAGCAGUAGCAGUAGUGUCGGCAGCAGUAGCAUUGGUGGGAGCAAACGAAGACGAUAUACCAAAAUUCCAGUACCAACCUUUGAUUCCUUGAGUGGUAUUCAAGCCAACGACGAUGUCAUUUGCGUUGACACACCAUGA
Molecule: messenger RNA, 1944 nt
Organism: Cylindrotheca closterium
Lineage: Eukaryota; Bacillariophyta; Bacillariophyceae; Bacillariales; Bacillariaceae
Source: the annotation of a GenBank genome assembly